AUGCCCAGUUACCUCAGAGUCGUGGUCCAAGAAGACCCAGUUACCAGAGAGUCGUGGUCCAAGAAGACCCAGUUACCAGAGAGUCGUGGUCCAAGAAGACCCAGUUACCAGAGAGUCGUGGUCCAAGAAGACCCAGUUACCAGAGAGUCGUGGUCCAAGAAGGCCCAGUUACCAGAGAGUCGUGGUCCAAUAAGACCCAGUUACCAGAGAGUCGUGGUCCAAGAAGACUCAGUCACCAGAGAGUCGUGGUCCAAGAAGACCCAGUUACCAGAGAGUCGUGGUCCAAAAAGACCCAGUUACCAGAGAGUCGUGGUCCAAGAAGACCCAGUUACCAGAGAGUCGUGGUCCAAGAAGACCCAGUUACCAGAGAGUCGUGGUCCAAUAAGACCCAGUUACCAGAGAGUCGUGGUCCAAGAAGACCCAACCCAGUUACCAGAGAGUCGUGGUCCAAUAAGACCCAGUUACCAGAGAGUCGUGGUCCAAGAAGACCCAGUUACCAGAGAGUCGUGGUCCAAGAAGACCCAGUUACCAGAGAGUCGUGGUCCAAGAAGACCCAGUUACCAGAGAGUCGUGGUCCAAGAAGACCCAGUUACUAGAGAGUCGUGGUCCAAGAAGACCCAGUUACCAGAGAGUCGUGGUCCAAGAAGACCCAGUUACCAGAGAGUCGUGGUCCAAGAAGACCCAGUUACCAGAGAGUCGUGGUCCAAGAAGACCCAGUUACCAGAGAGUCGUGGUCCAAGAAGACCCAGUUACUAG
This is a messenger RNA of Mya arenaria, 756 nucleotides long. RefSeq lists its product as uncharacterized. The coding region runs from base 1 to 756 and encodes 251 amino acids. NCBI's taxonomy places the organism in Eukaryota, Metazoa, Mollusca, Bivalvia, Myida, Myidae. The record is from RefSeq and is a predicted model, not a curated record. The transcript has 2 exons.